AUGAAUUGUAAGCAGGAGCUCAUUUUAAUACGAUCAAACGAUGAUGUCGAUGCAAUUGUGAGUAUUGACGAAACCGAACGCCCCAAAGUCGAAAUUACAAAAUUACAGUGGAAUGUAGCCCAUGUUAGCCCAAGCAUGCGUGAACAACUACGAUUAAAUAGUAUAGCUCAUAAAAAUAUUGAGCUACCAAUUAAAUUUCGUUCGUGGCAAAUGAUUGAAUACCCAUCAUUAAAUAAUGCGACACGGCAUACGUGGGCGGUAAAAACCAGUACUAACAUUGAAACACCGAGACAUAUCAUUAUCGCAUUUCAGAAAGGGAGAAAAUCAAAGAUUACUAAAGAUAUGAGCAAAUUUGAUCAUAACGACCUUAAAAAUAUAAAGGUAUUUUUGAAUUCUGAACGAUUUCCUUAUAAUGAUUUACAAAUAGAUUUUGACACUAACAAAUUCGCUCAAAUUUAUGAGAUGUUUGGAAGUUUUCAGACAAGUUAUUAUAAUUUAAACUUAAACCAACCGAUAUUUAACCCGCAAGAUUUUAAAACUAAGACACCACUAAUACAUAUAGAUUGCUCUAGACAGAAAGAAGUGAUCCAAAAUGGGUCCGUCGUUCUCCGUAUCGAAUUUGAAACAAAUACACCUUCAACAACUGAUGUAUCUGCUUAUUGUUUAAUUUUACAUGAGAAGGAAUUUACAUACAAUCCACUAACAAAAAUAGUAAAGCAGUAUUAA
Molecule: messenger RNA, 726 nt
Organism: Diabrotica virgifera virgifera (western corn rootworm)
Lineage: Eukaryota; Metazoa; Arthropoda; Insecta; Coleoptera; Chrysomelidae
Exons: 1
Coding region: 1-726 (241 amino acids)
Source: RefSeq, a predicted model, not a curated record